Octodon degus (degu) is the source of this 4926-nucleotide messenger RNA. RefSeq names its product ankyrin repeat and SOCS box containing 7 (gene Asb7). The coding region runs from base 855 to 1811 and encodes 318 amino acids. Lineage: Eukaryota; Metazoa; Chordata; Mammalia; Rodentia; Octodontidae. The transcript has 6 exons. Gene Ontology annotation, biological process: intracellular signal transduction. The record is from RefSeq and is a predicted model, not a curated record. Gene Ontology annotation, molecular function: protein binding.
UAAGGAGGAGAGAAGGAAGCAACCAACCAACCAAGUCACCCCCACCUCCCACCCCCACCCGCUCCGGACCUGGUUUACGGCUCAGGGCUCAGGCUUGAGUGCGGCCGCUGAUUGGUUACUGAGAGCUUGGUCCCAUCCCAGUGACCCCAAAGUGCUAGAGGGAGGGGGCGGGGGUGGCACAGUGCAAAGUGCAUCCCAAGACCCCUGUCGGGAGAGCUAGCGGCUGGCACUUCAGACCCUGUACGAGCUGGGACCUUGCUGUCCGGAGACCUCCUGAGUCCCUCCCUAGCUGGAAGCCUCCGGCCCGGAGCGCCGCAGUCCCCUGCUCGGAGCCCCUGGACUGGGACUCCCCCCCACCCCCAGGCGGGACUUCCUCCCUGCACCCUGCCCCGAGGCUGCCCGGCAGCCCGGACCGCCACCCUCGACCUCUCCACUGUCCUGAUGCUCUCUCACUUGGGGCCGUGAGACACCGAGGAAGAUCGAGAACACCCGAGUCUGGCCCUGCCCGGAGUGUUUCUUCAAUGGAGAAGUUGGUGAGUGUGGAGGAGGCUGAAAGGAGGAAGAGGAGCAGCAGCUGAGGACCCAGGGCUGAGCCUCCAGGGAAGACACUCGAGAGCCGGAAGGGUCUGCCCACCCACCCGCGAGGCAGCGAGCCCAGUGCCUCGGAGCAGCAUCCUCUAUCCAGGUGAAGAAGCUCUUUGGCUCUGCGGCCUGAACACACCCAGAACCCCCUCCCCAUGAUGAGCGUGCACCAUGGUUGUUAGGCAGUGCAUAUCCCAGGAGAAGGCGCCCUCUUCUGUAAGCUUGAUCCCUGGGACCUAAUGAAACCUUGGUAAGAAGUGGACUCCGCUAGGAUGUUACACCACCAUUGUCGGAGGAAUCCUGAACUGCAGGAAGAGUUGCAGAUUCAGGCUGCGGUGGCCGCCGGAGAUGUUCACACCGUGCGGAAGAUGCUAGAGCAGGGCUAUUCUCCAAAUGGCCGAGACGCUAAUGGCUGGACCCUGCUUCAUUUCUCUGCAGCGAGAGGAAAGGAAAGAUGUGUCCGAGUAUUUCUAGAACACGGAGCUGACCCCACAGUAAAGGACUUAAUCGGUGGCUUCACAGCCCUCCACUACGCAGCCAUGCACGGCCGGGCCAGGAUCGCUCGCUUGAUGCUGGAGUCAGAGUACAGGAGCGACAUCAUUAACGCGAAAAGCAAUGACGGCUGGACUCCCCUGCACGUGGCUGCACACUACGGCAGGGACUCCUUCGUGCGGCUCCUCCUAGAGUUCAAGGCUGAGGUUGACCCCCUCAGCGAUAAAGGUACAACCCCACUUCAGCUCGCCAUCAUCCGAGAGAGGUCAAGCUGUGUGAAAAUCCUCCUGGACCACAACGCCAACAUCGACAUUCAGAAUGGCUUCCUGUUGCGCUACGCCGUGAUCAAAAGCAACCACUCCUACUGUCGGAUGUUCCUUCAGCGGGGGGCAGACACAAACUUGGGGCGCUUAGAAGACGGGCAGACGCCUUUACACUUGUCUGCCCUUCGGGAUGAUGUGCUCUGCGCACGGAUGUUGUAUAACUACGGAGCGGACACGAACACGAGGAACUAUGAAGGUCAGACGCCACUGGCUGUUUCAAUAAGUAUUUCCGGAAGUAGUCGACCUUGUUUGGAUUUCUUACAAGACGUCACAAGACAGCCCAGAAACUUGCAGGACCUGUGCCGAAUUAAAAUUCGACAAUGUAUAGGCCUUCAGAAUCUAAAGCUACUUGAUGAACUCCCAAUUGCCAAGGUCAUGAAAGACUACUUAAAACACAAAUUUGAUGAUAUCUGAUAUACCAGGACUCCAAGCAAGUUAUAUUCCAGAUACUUAACAGGCAUUUCGCCUUGCACAAAGUAUAUCCUAUGCAAUUUCUGAUUUGCUGUGAAGUCAGAAAGCAGGUAUACACUUUUAGGUUUUUUUGUUUGGUUGGUUGGUUUUCAUUGUAGGGGAGGGAUUUUUUAUAUAUAUAAACACACACCACAUGCUUGAAGGUCUUAAUUUGGUUUCUUGGUCCAAGUUUAAAAGGUCCAAGCUUUCUAUACAAUACUGCAUUUAGAAAAAAAAAUUUCCUAAAUGACACAAGCAGGUUUGGAGUGAAGAACUUAGCCUUUCCAAAGUUACACUUUCAUUGGUGAGCAUGGUACUAGGAGCCAGCAGAACACUCAUUACAGUUUGGAGUCCAGUUGCAGCCAGAGGGUGCUGGGUUACACUCAAAAAUGCCCUGAGAAAAGAUUUAAAGGAAUGCUGGCACCUCACUUACUUUUAAUGAGUACAAAUUGGCUAAUUCAAACUGUUCUUUCUUUUUUUUUUUUCCUAAUUAAUACAACUUUUGAAGACAAAUCCAGUACGUCUGUAUUCUUUUGGGUGUGCUCUUGUUUUUGACUUAGUUUUUGUAACAGCUGUAGGACACUACCCCAAGACACUGUCUCAGCUUUUGUCUGUAGUUGAAUUGUGCUUUAAAAAAAAAAAAAAAUUGGAAAGAAAAUAACUGUAUAAAGCCAGUAUAUUCUGUUUUUAAAACAGCACCUCUAGUGCAAUACUUUUUCUGGUCUAUUCUACCCAUUGUUUUCCUGUCUGCCAUUCCACAGCUGGCUUUGAGAUCCCUGGGAGAACGGGAACCACCACUUCAAUUUUCAUUGCAGACCUGUAGCACUUCCGUUGCAAUUUCAUUUUCAGUUUUUUCAAUUUCACUUUAAGUAGCAAAUUUUCUAUCCUCAUGGUAGAAUAUCCCCCCAAAACAGCCCAAACUACUGUUAAAUCAUUUGGUUUUAAUGGUUAAAUUGAAGGGGGGAUUUUUUUCUUCUUGGUUUUUAAAUAAAAAUACUUUAAGGGUAAAUCUCUAAAUGGGUGCACAUUGUAAUUCCUAAUAUGCUAAUUGAACAUUUCCUGCUGUUUUAAGGUCAUGUACAGUGAAGCUUUUAAGAACAGUUGUUUUGUUUUGUGGGUCGCUGGGACAUACGCGUGCAGAGUAAACCUGGGUCUGAUACAGUAGCGGUGGAAAGAUCCCAGUGGCACUAGGCGUCUGGGACGAUGCCACCAGGAAGGAGUUCUCUGCUUCAUUUGUCAUUAUGUGGGUUUCCGAAGAACCUUCUUAAAUGUCCCAGAAUCAUUCUUUGUGCUUUGGGAAACUUCAUAAUAUUUACAUGCUGUUAAUAAAUUUGUUAACUGAAGUUUACAAGAUGAAGGGCUUCUCUUGUCUGAAUUUCUAGUUUUAAGUCCUAAAGUAUAAGCAUCUUUUCCUAAAAGUAUAACUAAGCAGAAUUAGAAGCGCCCUCACCCCCAGCUGGCCGUGCCCCUGUGCAGCCCCAAGUUUGCUCUUGUUGCUGCGGAGUAGCCCCGGCCUCACGAUAUGCGAUCUGCUUGUGCCUGGGCAGUGUGUAGGUUUCUGAUGAGUGGACAACUACAGACAAACAGAAUUAUUUGGGGAGUCGCUCACCUGGCCCACUGGCUGGCUGUUCCCAGCCAGGUAGUACAUGGCCAGUGCCAUUAGCAUCCUUUCCUGAGGCUGGAGCCCGACAGCUAGUAAGGGGUAAUCCCAGCCUUUCCUUACAACUAUGUCUCCCAGACAGUCCCUAGCGAAGACAGUUGCUAAACCCAAUUUCUUAUCCUUCACUACCCAGCCCAGGGAUGAGGCGCCUUACCAGUUGUCACAUGUCCAGAGAUGGGCUGAGCCUUCCUUCUGAGGUGCCAGGCCCGGGAAGGUGAGGCAGGAGGUACCCGGGCUCUGGCCCUCUGAGAAGUCAUGGUCGUCUUCCAUUUGCGCAGGGCUUGUGUGUGUCUUCGUCUAUUUAGGAGGCUUAAAAUGACAAUUCUCAUCCCAGCCAUACAGAGGUUUCCAAGCUAAGUAGCUGAAUUUGAGUCAGGGAAUUCCAAGUAAAAACUGCAGAUGAAGGUAAAUUCUUUGUUCUGCGUUGCUGCUGUGACUUGAGAAAGAAAAAAAAAAGAACCUAUGAGAGCUCUUUCUGGAAUUGAAAUUUCUAUUUAAUGAAGAAGUAUAUAAUUCCAUUAUUUAUUUUUUGAGGUUUGAUUUAUCUGGAAGCUUACAAAGAAUGUCUUUAUGUUUUUUAAUAAAAUCCCAAUCACAUAUCAUAUAGAACAGUAACCGAAGCGCCUCGUAGUUGGUAAUGGGGGGGUGUGGCGGUGAAACUCGAGUCUGCACUUGAAUCUGAUUGGCUGAGAAGCAUUCCACAGCCGCAACAGGAGUAGGAAGAACGGAUUAUCUUCAGAAAAUCAACUGAUCAGUUUCUCCAGACUCUUACCUAAAACGUUCAGCAGAUUAAUCAAAUUUGUCACUGACUUUUGUGUUUCUUUUCCAAUUUAUUGUUUAAGACUAUUGCUAAAUCUUUAUAAAACUAUAUUUGGCAAAUACACCAAAGAAACCAGCUCAUAAAAGAUUAUGAUCAUUAAUGAACUGCAAACCUCAUCUUUUGAAAACAAGUCUCUCUCUUUUUUUUUUUUUUUGUAAAUAUUUGUGUUUAUAAGUGUACAGCAGAGUAAGAGUGUUUUUUAGGUUAUUUAAUUCCCAUUUUUCUAAACUAUUUACUACAGAAUAACCCAUGCUUGUUAGUUUGAAGGACUAAACUUUUAUUUCUUAAUUCAUUGUUAGUCAUGCUUAGAACAGCAUUUCCGCUAGCGAAGUCAGCGUUCUGGAGUGCACAUCGGGAGCACAAGGGAAUCUGGCGUGGCUUGUCAGGUGCACACCCCGAGACGAGAAUGUGUAGCAUACUCACCAGAGUGGACCAUAUGAAACCGAGACUAGCUUCCCUGCAGAGUGGCUCAGUAGCUGGGGAUGUCACUGGGGGAGGCCCUUUGCCCACAAACUUAGUGCUCCUGUGUCUCCCAGUAUUAUAAUGUGCUUCCGUUCUUCCUUUGUAAUGUAAAUUUUGCUUUGGGUCAAUUUGAAUUA